Messenger RNA from Dreissena polymorpha, 3023 nucleotides. RefSeq lists its product as uncharacterized. The coding region runs from base 591 to 2024 and encodes 477 amino acids. The record is from RefSeq and is a predicted model, not a curated record. Lineage: Eukaryota; Metazoa; Mollusca; Bivalvia; Myida; Dreissenidae. The transcript has 4 exons.
AUAUAAAUAUAUAUUUGUGUCAAAACAAUUUACGUUUAAUAACAAUAAUAUUCUAUCAACCAUCAUGACGUGUUGUAUUUUUGUAGAAGGAAAUUGGUACGAGCUACGCACAGGUUGAAACAAUAUAGUGUCUUAAGUUACCACUUGGAAACGUUCGUCUGAUUUCGAAAUGUUUACUUGAAGCGAACGAUUGGUGUUGUGAUAAUUUAAAACUUAUCUUUGAUUGUGUUUGUAUUGUAAAGAUUUAUAAUUUACGCGUAAGAAUUUUACUUGACAUGGGAAGGUUUAGCGAGAGUUAAAUAUAUCUCUGUUAAACUCAAUUUAUAUUUUGAGAUCGAAAGUGACUUAAUCUUAUUGCAAAAGGAUCAUAAAAUGUGUUGCUGUAAAAUGGUAUUCUGAAUAUACUGAGCAUUUUGAAGAAAAUCAGCAAAUCCUUGAUUUAACCUGUUGCUCGUUGUCAACGGCAAUAUCACAUCAAUCAAUUUGCGAGACAACAGUUUCCAAACUUCCGCCAUGGAGAACAACCCUAUAUAGUGAUCGGUCACGCAGAAAGCUUUCAAGCGCUUAGAUCUCACUGCUUCACUUAAAAGAUGGCUGAAGGUGGCGCACAAACUGAUGAACCAGAAGGGUUCCUUAAACCGGGCAGUGUGUCCAGCCGACAAUCCUUGGUUCAGUGGAAAAAUGCCUCGAUAGAGACAUCCUCUGUGCUAAACUGGCUCGGAUAUGGGCCAGAAAUAAGACAGGCACGUAUAGACGCCUACAGGGAGUUUGGCAGGCUGUGGACUGCACGGCGCAGAGGAGGAACGAUAACAUUGAUUAUUACAGGAAGCAAGGCUGAGGGACUGAGCCGCUGGCUUGAAAGUGAUAUGGAUAGAAUGUUUGUAAUCAAUAAAGUGAUAUGUUUAGAAGAUGGUGUUAAUGCUAAUAACUUUCCUCGUGAGAUAACCGUGCUGAGAUCAUAUAGCCUUAUGAGUUACGCCGGACACUGUAGGCUGCUACUAGAAAGACGCGGCACAAUGAUUCACCCGUACGUAGACGGUGCGUUGUGUGAUGAUGGAUAUGGUCGCGCACUCUUGAGCAGUGACAUGUUUGUUCAUAACUUUUCAAAAUAUCAUAAAUAUAAAGAUGCUUUACACGUGGUGCGGCAUGACCGAGCUGGACCGUCAAUACCCGCUACAGCGAUCGGAGUUUACCACCUUGACGCAGUACCUGCAUUACGUUACUACUGCCCCAACAUUCUGUCAAAAUGGGCCGCAAGACCUCGCCACUGGCCGCCACCGGAAGUCGUUCAGCACGUCGUAUCACUUGGAGCAUUUCUCACGCCUGUUGGAUUUAAAGGCAGUGAAUAUCAACAUGUUGAAUGGAGAGUUUGUUUUAACGCCGGGGAGAUCGAAAUAGUAAACAAUCUUAAUAAAACUCAAAUAAAUCUGUAUGUUUUAUUGAAAAUGGUGAAGAACGAUGUAUUAAAUCCACGUAAAAAAGAAGUUUCAUCGUACACAUUAAAAAACAUUAUAUUAUGGAUAGCGGAAAAUAAUCCUCAGUCCUUGUUUCAUGAAAGAAGUCUGUUAUACUGGUUUCUUGAAGGAUUGAAUGCACUUAGAGUCGCGUUGGUAACCCGAGAGCUGCCAUACUACAUGAUUCCAGAUAGAAAUCUGAUGGCAGCCAGUGGACUUGAGGAGGAACAGCAGCGUACAUGGAUAUCAACGAUUACAGAAAUGAUUAAUGAAGGUCCUAGGGUGAUACUAAGACUUCCAAAGAUACGACAAGGCAUCGUAGCUCACCCUGACAAGCUAUUCCGAUUGUACUGCGGGACGAAAAUAGAGCUUGAAAUGCUGAUUCUCAAGCGGGUUAAAAGAGAGGGCUGCUGCACAGAUGAAAACUUUGUGGUUGACGAGUCUGAUGUUACUCUGUUGGCAAUAGAAAGACGCAUACAAACGAUUAUGAAAGCAGUUCACAUUAUGAUGGCUUUGGAAGGGAGUCGAGAUAUCAAUAUACAGGAUGUUUUUCAUAGACUGAUGAUGUAAAACGAUUACACUCAUCAAUUGACCAAUUACUAUGCGCGGACAAUCCUUAUUUAUAAAGUGUUUGUCCGUUCAUGCUUUGAAGUAUCAAAGUGCAUAGUUAAGCAGCUUAUGAUACUUUAUUGACUUGAUGAAAUUAUUAUUUGUUCAGUCAUUGAUUUUGAACUUGUAGACUUACAUUGCGAAUGGUAGCAAACGAUCUAGUUGAUAGACGGCUAUAAACAGUUCCAGGUAAAAAAUAUUAGCUCAAAUUCUUAUUUCCAAAAUUUCAAUCUUCUAUGUAACUGUGUUUUCAAAUAAAGUUAUAUUACUUCUAUAUUGCUUACGAUCGCAGGAAACAAAUUAAUAUGUCGCUGUGUGAAACAAGCGGUAUCAUUUCACGUUUUACUUCCUUUUAAAAUUGACUGCAGUUACAAUUUUUAUGCCCCCCUUCGAAGAAAAGGGGGUAUAUUGCUUUGCUCAUGUCGGUCUGUCGGUCGGUCGGUCGGUCCGUCCACCAGGUGGUUGUCAGAUGAUAACUCAAGAACGCUUGGGCCAAGGAUCAUGAAACUUCAUAGGUACAUUGAUCAUAACUCGCAGAUGACCCCUUUUGAUUUUGAGGUCACUAGGUCAAAGGUCAAGGUCACAGGUGAAGGUCACAGUUACUGGAAAUAGGCAUUUUAAGGAUUUAGCAUGGUUCAAACAAGGGAAACAACUACCGUUUAUGCAUGUUAUUUAUGUUACAGCAUUUGCCUCCCUUGUAAUAUAUUUUAAUUUUACCAAAUGUAAGGCUAACUGCAUUUUUGUAAUGCAUGAUACUACUACUACUACUACUACUACUACUACUACUACUACUGCUGCUGCUGCUGCUACUACUACUACUACUACUACUACUACUACUACUGCUGCUUCUACUGCUACUGCUGCUGCUGCUGCUGCUGCUGCUGCUACUGCUGCUACUACUUCUACUACUACUACUACUACUACUACUACUACUACUACUACUACUACUACUACUACUAC